Syngnathus typhle (broad-nosed pipefish) is the source of this 2707-nucleotide messenger RNA. It is a transcript of the gene gphnb, whose product is annotated as gephyrin b. The coding region runs from base 313 to 2697 and encodes 794 amino acids. Gene Ontology annotation, cellular component: postsynaptic membrane; postsynaptic specialization; dendrite. Lineage: Eukaryota; Metazoa; Chordata; Actinopteri; Syngnathiformes; Syngnathidae. Gene Ontology annotation, biological process: establishment of synaptic specificity at neuromuscular junction; molybdenum incorporation into molybdenum-molybdopterin complex; gamma-aminobutyric acid receptor clustering. Gene Ontology annotation, molecular function: molybdopterin molybdotransferase activity. The record is from RefSeq and is a predicted model, not a curated record. The transcript is spliced from 27 exons.
GCUAACGUUUCCAAACGUGAUGGUUCUCAACGUAAAGGUUGCAGAUGACACAUUUGUCCAACUUCAAGAAAAUGUGGAUUCUAGCGGCUUGUGUUGGCAGCGUGUGACUCAUAGAUCAUCUUGAAGACUCUUCUUUAAACUACACAUGAGUCUCAGCGGAGGUCUACUGAUUACUAUUCUAUUGAACUAUUUUCCCGUGAAGCUGAGGAGUGAUCGACUAAUGAGGUCCACAAGCGGCAGUGACACAAGUUCGAUGCGAUCGGCUCUGGGCCCUGCCGUGAGUUGUCGGUGCGGGCGACAGCGCUGCUGAACAUGGCGUCGGACGGGAUGCUUUUAACGAACCACGACCAUCAAAUUCGGGUCGGAGUCUUGACAGUGAGUGACAGCUGCUACCGAAACCUGGCAGAGGACCGUAGUGGCGUCAACCUGAAAGAUCUCGUCCAUGAUCCAUCCUUGUUGGGUGGUAUGAUUGUGGCAUACAAAAUAGUGCCGGAUGAAAUAGAUGAAAUCAAGGAGACUUUGGUGGACUGGUGCGAUGAAAAGGAGCUUAACCUCAUUUUAACCACCGGAGGUACCGGCUUUGCUCCGAGAGACGUCACACCGGAGGCCACUAAGGAGGUGAUCGAGCGUGAGGCUCCGGGGAUGUCGCUGGCGAUGUUGAUGGGCUCUCUCAACGUCACACCGCUCGGCAUGCUCUCCAGACCUGUGUGCGGAAUCCGAGGGAAGACACUCAUUAUAAACUUACCAGGAAGCAAGAAAGGCUCCCAGGAAUGCUUUCAGUUCAUCCUGCCAGCGCUGCCACACGCCAUCGACCUCUUGCGUGACGCCGUGGUGAAGGUUAAGGAGGCGGCGGACGAGCUGGAGGACUUGCCCUCGCCGCCGCCGCCUCUCUCGCCGCCGCCCAACAGUUCGCCACGGCGUCAGACGGAGGACAAGGGCGUGCAGUGCGAGGAUGAUGAUGAAGAGAAGAAAGACAGCGGCGUGGCGUCCACCGAGGACAGCUCCUCCUCCCACAUCACCGCAGCAUCCAUCGCCGCCAAGAUCCCAGACUCCAUCAUCUCACGGGGCGUGCAGGUGUUGCCCAGAGACACAGCCUCCCUCAGCACCACGCCCUCGGAGUCGCCCCGCGCCCAGGCCACGUCACGCCUCUCGACCGCUUCCUGUCCCACACCCAAAGCGCGGCUCCCCUCCUGUUCAUCCACCCUAAGCAUUGCUGAGGCCUCACGGAGAGAAUUCAGGGCUCACCUGGAUGAGGUCAUCACGCUCAAGUCAAGGUACUCUACCUUGGACCAGCUCCAGUGUAGGUUGGAGGGGCUUAAAGAUGAUCGCAGGAGGACCUUCAGCUCUCGAGUGCAGUCGCGAUGCAGCAGCAAAGAGAAUAUCCUAAGAUCAAGUCACAGUGCUGUAGACAUUACCAAGGUGGCCCGGAGACAUCGCAUGUCCCCUUUCCCCCUCACUUCCAUGGACAAGGCCUUCAUCACUGUGCUGGAGAUGACCGCCGUCCUUGGCACUGAGAUCAUCAAUUACAGAGACGGGAUGGGUCGAGUCCUAGCUCAGGACAUUUAUGCCAAAGACAACCUGCCACCCUUCCCUGCCUCUGUCAAGGAUGGCUAUGCUGUGAGAGCCGCGGACGGCCCGGGCGACCGCUUCAUCAUCGGGGAGUCCCAAGCAGGCGAGCAGCCCACCCACACCGUGAUGCCUGGCCAGGUGAUGAGGGUGACAACCGGCGCUCCCAUCCCCUGCGGGGCCGACGCCGUCGUUCAGGUGGAAGACACCGAGCUCCUCCGCGAGUCCGAAGAUGGCACAGAGGAGCUGGAAGUACGAAUUCUGGUCCAGGCUCGGCCAGGCCAGGACAUCAGGCCUAUCGGUCAUGACAUCAAGCGUGGCGAGUGUGUGCUGGCCAAGGGCACCCACAUGGGCCCCUCUGAGAUCGGCCUCCUGGCCACCGUGGGAGUCACAGAGGUGGAGGUUCAGAAGUUCCCUGUGGUGGCCGUCAUGUCCACAGGAAAUGAGCUACUGAACCCAGAGGAUGACCUCCAUCCUGGGAAGAUCAGGGACAGCAAUCGCUCCACCCUGCUGGCCACCAUCCAGGAACAUGGCUACCCAACCAUCAAUCUGGGCAUUGUGGGAGACAACCCCGAUGACCUUCUCAAUGCUUUGAAUGAAGGCAUCAGCCGUGCUGAUGUCAUCAUCACCUCAGGCGGAGUAUCCAUGGGAGAGAAGGACUACCUUAAGCAGGUGCUGGAUAUAGAUCUUCAUGCUCAGAUCCAUUUUGGUCGGGUCUUCAUGAAACCAGGGCUCCCAACCACAUUUGCCACGUUGGAUAUCGACGGUGCUCGCAAACUCAUCUUUGCCCUCCCAGGAAACCCCGUAUCCGCUGUCGUCACCUGUAAUCUUUUUGUCAUCCCUGCCUUGAGGAAGAUGCAGGGUAUUUUGGACCCAAGGCCGACUAUCAUCAAAGCGAGGUUAUCUUGUGAUGUGAAAUUGGAUCCUCGCCCCGAAUACCACCGCUGCAUCCUGACGUGGCAUCACCAGGAGCCUUUGCCGUGGGCACAGAGCACAGGGAACCAGGUAAGCAGCAGACUGAUGAGCAUGCGCAGUGCCAACGGGCUCCUGAUGCUACCUCCCAAAACCGAGCAAUACGUGGAGCUGCACAAAGGCGAAGUGGUGGACGUCAUGGUCAUCGGCCGGCUAUGAUGUCGUGGCG